AUGGUCCUCGCCGCUCUGGUCGGCCUAUUCGCGAGCAAUGCAAAGCCGUGGCGAGGUGGCUCAGCGCCGGGCCACCAGAAGAGUAAGCAGAUGCAUCGUUUGGAGGGCUAUUGCUUUCUCUACGCCAACUACUUCGCUGCUCCAAUGCACGACGAGAAACCACCACCUCCUCUCCCCAAGAAACGCCUCUCCAGCGCUUCCGAAGCCAAGAGCGAGACGGCGGCGGCGUUAGUGGGGGAGGAGGAGGAGGAGAAUGGAGCGACGGAGGAUGAGGCGCGGGGGGCGCAAGAAGGGGCGGAGGGAUACGUGGAGAGCGUUGGCGCCGGGGACCCGGCGGGCCCUCCGGCCCAUCACCUUGCGGUCCGCGCUGGUCUUGGGGACCCGGUGUUCUUCCUCCUGACCUUCGUCGCCGUCACGACAUCCGUUGCCUUCAUCAGCAUGGUAGCGGUGGCGAUUCCUACGAUGCUCGCUAUGAGGAGAGCUGCAAAUUCAUUUGCUCUGCUGGCUGAUGCAGCUCUGGAUGAGUUACCGAGCACGAUGACAGCUGUAAGACUCUCUGGCAUGGAAAUCAGUGAUUUCACCCUUGAGCUUAGCGACUUGAGAGAAUGAUAGACAAGCGAGGAAACUUGCGGGAUAUUACCACCGCAGGGCCGGCUAAAAGUUUAAAUGAUUCGUCUAGCCAAUACAUCGACGGUAGAAGAAAUGAUCAAUCAUCUGUUAAGAGUAUCUUGACACUUUUCACAAAACUAGAUGACUCGCUGUGCUGCUUCUGGAUGGGAAGUGAACGCUUAGUAAUAUACAAUUGUUGGUAGGCCAGCUUGGUUGGCAUAGAAUGCUCGUCUCUGUGUGAGGUAGAAUGAGAAAUUGAAGAGGCAACAAAUGGUCUUCGAUUUAUGAACAUGCAUGCACCGUGUACUUAGGAUGCUCCAAUUUGGAAAUAUUGUGCAGCGC
Molecule: messenger RNA, 951 nt
Organism: Triticum dicoccoides
Lineage: Eukaryota; Viridiplantae; Streptophyta; Magnoliopsida; Poales; Poaceae
Exons: 5
Coding region: 1-609 (202 amino acids)
Source: RefSeq, a predicted model, not a curated record